This is a messenger RNA of Linepithema humile (Argentine ant), 3390 nucleotides long. Lineage: Eukaryota; Metazoa; Arthropoda; Insecta; Hymenoptera; Formicidae. The record is from RefSeq and is a predicted model, not a curated record.
AUGAAUUCUACAUUCAGAAUCGAACUGCUUGGAAAGGACAAUUACGAUAGUUCGAAAAUUCAAGCGAAAGCUUUGCUCAUAGAAAGCGAUUUAUGGGAAUACGUGAACGGUACGGUAACGCGACCAAACGAGAAUGCCGCGACGUGGGAUAAGGCGGAUCAAAAGGCCAUAUCAAAGUUGAUUUUGGCGAUAAGUCCAUCAGAGGUAAGACAAGUUAAAACAUGUACUACUUCGCGCGAAUUAUGGCAAAAAUUAGAAGGAACUUAUCAGUCUAAAGGUCCUGCUAAGAAAGCUCACUUAUUCAAGAAGUUGACGCUGUUAAAAAUGCGCAAAACGGACAAUAUCCGUGAUCAUAUCAGUACAUUCGUCGAAACUGUCGAAAAACUUCAAGAAAUGGACGUAACAUUUGAUCCGGAACAGUUAAGUAUCAUGCUUCUGUAUAGCUUGCCCGACAAGUUCGAAGUUUUCAGGACCGGCCAUAAAGCGGUGGACUGCAAGAAAAAAUCUCCAGAGAAAGCUAAGAAGGUCGAGGAAAAGGAAGAAGUCAGCCUUCUCGUUACUGAGAGAUUGGACGGAUCGAAUUCAGCAUUUCAAGUCGAGGAAAUUGAACGCACGGCUAAGUGGUGCCUUGAUAGCGGUUGCACGUCGCACAUGUGCAAUGAUCAACGCAAAUUCCAAGAUUUAAAAGAAACGGGACACCGAUCAGUAAACUUAGCAAGCCACGUAUCGACAAAAGUCGAGAGAGAAGGUACUGUAAAAUUAAUUACGUCAAAUGGAAUCAACGACAAGGUGGUAAGUUUAGAGGAUGUUUUAAAUGUACCCGAUUUGAGAACAAAUUUGAUAUCAGUAACAAGAAUCAUUUCAAAAGGAUAUCAAGUAAUAUUUGAUCAGAAUUCAGCAUGUAUAGUAGACAAAAGUGGAAAAACUAAGUUGAUAGCUGAACGACGAAAUGGAUUGAUAUUUGGAAGUAAAGUAUACAUUCUCGAUAAAACACCUGGAAAGGGCAAAUUCGAGCCUCGUUCAAGGGAAGGCAUAUUCAUAAGAUACUCACAAGAAUCCAAAGCAUAUCGAAUUUGGGUACCUGAGAAGAAAAAGGUGGAAAUAUCGCGAGACAUAAGAUUUCUGUCGGAAUUUUCUGAGAACACAAAAUUUGAGGAGUUUUUUAAGCAAAAUACUAAUGUAAACCUAAAUGUACCAGAAAUACCUCAACCUCGAGAAGUUAAUUUCGAAGUCAUUGAAGAAGUAGCUCAAGGACACAAUAGAAACCCUGAAGAAGAUCCAAAUGUCAUAGAGAUGAGACAGGAUAGGAAUGAUCAACAUGAAGAUAGAAAUCAAGCCCAAAUUCCUGAACAACGAAGAGGCCCUGGCAGGCCCCGUAUCGUUCGUACCGGACAAAGAGGAAGACCACGAAAGGUUCAUCAUCUAAUGAAUAUGGAAUCAAACGGCGAAGAUCUUGAAGAGGAUACUAGAGACGUUGAAAAUGGUCACGAGGACGUUGAAGAAUUCUAUGAUGCAGAAAACGAGGCAAAUUUAGCCGACAUUUCUCUCAAAGAAGCAUUAUCAGAAUCCGAAGCUACGAAAUGGAUGCAAGCCAUCAAGGAAGAAUUCAAAGCCUUAAUUAAAAAUAAAACUUGGAAAAUACUCGAGAGUUCGAUUAAAAUCAUAACUGCACUUUCCGCAUCCCUGGGUCUAGAAAUGCAUCAAUUGAAUAUAUCUACUGCUUACUUAAAUGGUGACAUCGAAGACAAAAUUUACAUGGAAUUACCAGAAUUUUCAAAAGAAGUCCUAAAGCAGAUUAUCUCUGAGAGUGCAACGCCCGAAGAAAGUCAAUUACGAGCAAAAGCUCAAGAAAUGUUACGCGAAAUUCUAGAAGGAGACAAGAUUUGUCUUCUCAAGAAAGCCCUAUAUGGAUUACGACAAUCAGAUCCCUGCAUUUACUUUGACAAGAAAGGCGGCUACUUGACCGUAGUAGCCAUAUAUGUUGAUGACAUCAUCAUCGCUUUAAGGAAUCAAGAUCAUAUCUUCGAACUCAAAAGAAACCUUAUGUCCACAUUUGAGAUGAAAGACUUGGGAAGAAUCAAUCAAUGUCUAGGUAUUGAGUUUAUCGAAGGUAAUGGAGAAAUCACGAUGUCACAGAGUCGCUAUACUCAAGAAGUAUUAAAACGAUUUGGAAUGGAGAACGCAAAACCAGUCGCGACUCCUUUUGAUCCGUCAACAAAGUUAUUCAAACCGAUCAACGCAACGGAGAUCACUCUAUCAACUACCGAAUCCGAGUACAUGGCUUUGACGGAGGCGACGAAGGAGGCUAUUUACCUUUCAAGAUUCCUGACUGAAAUCGGAGUUCGAGGGAAGGAACCAGUGCUAAUCUUCAAUGACAACCAAGGCGCUCAAUUGUUGGCUAAAAAUCCGAUAUUCCACUCACGGACUAAACACAUCGACAUACGACACCACUUCGUUCGCGGGGCUUUAGCUGAAAAAGUGAAUUCUUCAGGUUGCGGACCGCAGAAGACAUCAAAGGAGUGGGCAAAAACAUGGCGGGAUUGGAAGAGUAAUGUUUUAAAAAAAGUAGCAACCUACAAAAGUUACGCAACUUGCACUGGAGGAGGACCUCCAAAAAAAUUGCAAACUAGUCGCCUAGAAGAUGACUUGUUAGAAUUUAUGUCUCCAGAUGCCAGUAGGUUAAGUGGAAUACCCGAGGGAGGCUUCGGAGAUAACUUCGAGCCAUUGGAAAAUGCAUCAUUGUCCUGUCUAAAUACUCAGCCAGCUAUAAGCUCAAGGCAUGAAGUCGAAGAAAUUGACUGGAUGAGCAAUUCACUAUCCCAAGAAUCCGAUAAUGCUAAUGAAGAAACAAUGACAAGAUCUUAUUGCGAUGUUUCAACUAAAGGAUUAGAAGUGAGCGGAUAUCCUGCACCAAAGAAAGUGAUUGUUGAGGCUGCGACAAGUCAUAUACAGAAGUUUCUGGGAUAUCCUGCACCAAAAAAAGUGAUUGUUGAGGCUGCGACAAGUCAUAUACAGAAGCUUCAGGGAUAUCCUGCACCAAAGAAAGUGAUUGUUGAGGCUGCAACUAGUCAUAUACAGAGGCAAGUUCAACAAAGCGCUACACCAGCACAAUCACAAGAAAGUCUUCCAAGAAAAAAAUCCGUUUUAGGAAAAAGAGCAACAAAUCAGACUAUGAUUUCGCUAUUGGAAAAGAAAACUUCCACGUCCAAAGAUUUCAAAACUAGAGCUCUGACAAUAAAAGAAAAAAAAUUAGAAUUAUGUAAAGAGGAAAUAGCUCUGAGAAAACAACAUCAUCAAGAACUUAUGAAAUUCUUGGGCGAAUUGAAAUCUUCCAUUGACGAAUUUAAAAAUAAGAUAAACGACACCUUCGGUAUUCAAUAUCUAGAGUAA